Molecule: messenger RNA, 3228 nt
Organism: Conger conger (European conger)
Lineage: Eukaryota; Metazoa; Chordata; Actinopteri; Anguilliformes; Congridae
Exons: 10
Coding region: 1-3228 (1075 amino acids)
Source: RefSeq, a predicted model, not a curated record
AUGAAGCUGAGAGAAAGUUCCUCUGUCAGCAUUCCCUUAGUCAUUGUCCUCCUCCUCAUCAUCAUCACCAUCAUUGUGGGAUUCAUUUUCUAUAAGAAGUGCUACAAAAGAGGAGUUGAGGACAGAGUGAAGCCACAUGGAGACAUGAUGAGGCCAGCUCAGGCCCAUGAUGAGCAUCAGAAGGCAGCUCUGGCUGAGCAGCACAGAGGGGCUGAUGGGAGAGCUGCACUUUCACAGGAGGAGAGUCAGACUGGUGAGUACAGAGAAGCAGCAGGUAACCUGCCCAUCACCUGCUUUACAUCAUAUUUCAUAUUUUAUUUCUCCACAGAAUCACUAAAUCUGGGGGAAUAUUCUGCAGAGAGAGGAGUGAAGACUGAGGGAGGGAACUCACCUAAACUCCCCUCCUCUACUGUCCUGUUCAGCACUCCUGUGUCUCCAUCUACUGCUCCACCCAAAACAGGAAAUGAAGAGGACACCACCCACACCCCAUCUGCUGCUCCACCCAAAACAGGACAUGAAGAGGACACCACCCCCACCCCAUCUGCUGCUCCACACAAAACAGGAUAUGAAGACGAUACCAGAACUCAGCUUAAGGGGAAAAGCAAGAAGAAAGAUGAAGAGGAAGAGGAAGAGGAAACAGCUGUAGCCAAUCAGACAGCAGGAUCCCAGAGGCAGAGAGAGGAGAGGAGGGGACAGGAUGGAGGUAAAGAUGAGACCCCAACAGCAGAUCCAGCCCUGGAGCUCCUCACUCCAGAGGAAGAGGAGGAAGUUCAGAGACAGAGUGGAGAAAGAGGCAGGACCUCACUUCAGGAGAGAGGCAGGACCUCACUUCAGGAGAGAAGCAGAACCUCACGUCAGGAGAGAAGCAGAACCUCACUUCAGGAGAGAAGCAGAACCCAGAGCAGGAAGAGGGAACAGACAGCAGGAUCCCAGAGGCAGAGAGAGGAGAGGAGAGGGCAGGAUGGAGGUAUUGAUGAGGGAGGAGCUCAGCCCAGUUGGGCAGGAGGGGGAGGAGAUGAGACCCCAACAGCAGAUCCAGCCCUGGAGCUCAACAGUGAUGGAGCCCACAGAACACCUGAUGGGAGUGUUGGGGUUUCACAGGAGAGUCAGACAGGAGGAGUUGAGGACAGAGUGAAGCCACAUGGAGACAUGAUGAGGCCAGCUCAGGCCCAUGAUGAGCAUCAGAAGGCAGCUCUGGCUGAGCAGCACAGAGGGGCUGAUGGGAGAGCUGCACUUUCACAGGAGGAGAGUCAGACUGGAUUUGAAGAGGACACCACCCACACCCCAUCUGCUGCUCCACCUGAGGAAGAGGACGCAGGGUCUUCUGAUGAGGCUGGAGAUCAUAAGGAGAACCCCUCUGAUGCUGAGGACGAUCAGCUCACCCCCAGAACUCCUGCUCCCACAGGUGAUUUCACACCUGAGCUCAUUGUCCAGUCUGAUGGGAACUUCACACUACAGCUCAAUGUUCAGGGUCCCAUGGAGGACAUUUUGUGGAGGUGGAAUGGUAAUAAGGUGGUUGAAUUCUACCAGAAGGGGGUGCGUGACUAUGGGAAGUUUCAAGGACGGACAAUCCUGGAUGUCACAACAGGAGCCCUGACCCUCACACAUCUCAGAGAGUCUGACAGUGGGGAGUAUGUGGGUGAGCUGCAGGUCAAAGGAGAACUGAAAUACCAUCAUCAGAAUGUGACAGUGUUUGAUGCUGUAGAUAAACCUACAGUCGCCUGCCAGGUGAACAGGACCUCCGUAACCCUGCUGUGCUCUGGGGACGACAGACCUGCCACUCAGUACAGGUGGGAGGGGCCUGCCAUAGAGCCCCAGCCAGGGCCCCAGCUGAAGAUAGAGGCAGCAGAGACAUCUGACUCAGUCUACACCUGUGUGCUCAACAACCCUGUGAGUGAGAGCAGAACAGAGCUUCCUGUAAAGAGCUGCUUCCCUGCACCAGAACGUUCCUCUGUCAUCAUUCCCUUAGUCAUUGUCCUCCUCCUCCUCACCAUCAUCAUCAUCAUUGUGGGAUUAAUUUACUAUCAGAAGUGCUACAAAAGAGGAGUUGAGGACAGAGUGAAGCCACAUGGAGACAUGAUGAGGCCAGCUCAGGCCCAUGAUGAGCAUCAGAAGGCAGCUCUGGCUGAGCAGCACAGAGGGGCUGAUGGGAGAGCUGCACUUUCACAGGAGGAGAGUCAGACAGAGAAGGGCCAUCGCAGACAGAAGGCACUCGUAAUAAGGAAGGCUGAGGAAGAUCAGCUCACCCCCAAAAUCCCUGCUCCCCAAGAUCUUCCCAAAACCCCUUCAUAUUCUUUUCAUCCAAACCAGACUUGGGGACAGACUCAGGGCCAGGUUUUAGGACAGAGUCAGGGCCAGGCUUUAGGACAGAGUCAGGGCCAGGAUUUAGGGCAGAGUCUGGACCAGACUUCAGGACAGAGUCAGGGCCAGGCUUUAGAACAGAGUCAGGACCAGACUUCAGGACAGAGUCAGGGCCAGACUUCACGACAGAGUCAGGACCAGGCUUUAGGACAGAGUCAGGAGCAGACAUCAGGACAGAGUCAGGACCAGACUUUAGGAUGGAGUCAGGGCCAGACUUCACAACAGAGUCAGGACCAGACUUUAGGACAGAGUCAGGACCAGGCUUUAGGACAGAGUCAGGGCCCGACUUCAGGACAGAGUCAGGGCCAGACUUCAGGACAGAGUCAGGGCCAGACUUCACGACAGAGUCAGGACCAGGCUUUAGGACAAAGUAAGAACCAGGCUUCAGGACAGAGUCAGGACCUGACUUUAAGACAGAGUCCGGACCAGGCUUUAGGACAGAGUCAGGGCCAGACUUCACGACAGAGUCAGGACCAGACUUUAGGACAGAGUCAGGACCAGGCUUUAGGACAGAGUCAGGACCAGACUUCAGGACAGAGUCAGGACCAGACUUUAGGACAGAGUCAGGGCCAGCCUUUAGGACAGAGUCAGGACCAGACUUCAGGACAGAGUCAGGACCACGCUUUUGCACAGAGUCAGGACCACGCUUUUGCACAGAGUCAGGACCAGACUUUAGGACAGAGUCAGGACCAGACUUUAGGACAGAGUCAGGACCAGACUUUAGGACAGAGUCAGGACCACGCUUUUGCACAGAGUCAGGACCACGCUUUUGCACAGAGUCAGGACCAGACUUUAGGACAGAGUCAGGACCAGAGUCAGGACCAGACUUCACAACAGAGUCAAGACCAGACUUUCGGACAGAGUUAG